Messenger RNA from Nicotiana attenuata, 1685 nucleotides. RefSeq names its product 5'-nucleotidase SurE-like. Gene Ontology annotation, molecular function: nucleotidase activity. Lineage: Eukaryota; Viridiplantae; Streptophyta; Magnoliopsida; Solanales; Solanaceae. The record is from RefSeq and is a predicted model, not a curated record. The coding region runs from base 213 to 1370 and encodes 385 amino acids. The transcript is spliced from 10 exons.
UGACCACUCUCCCACUCUGUCUCAUCUUCAGGCUACACUUGUAAUAAAUAGCCGCUCUUUUACCUGAGAACGCCGGUGGAACCGGUCUAUCCAUUUUUGAGCGCUUCAUUGCCCUCGUUUUCCUCUUCUUCACGUCACGUUCACGUCCUUUCUACUCCUGCAUCACGCAACACACACACACACACACACACACACCGACACGCACUCUCUCAAUGAGACCCUCUGGGGCGAAAAACAACUUCCUGCCACCUGGGCUAGUUUCCAAUCUUCAGGAAGUCCUUUCCAGCAGAAAAGGUGGUGCCCAAAAUCAGCCCAACAAUGAAAAUUCCACUGAACCCGCUUCGUCCAGCUCGGUUCCAGAUGAUGCUGGCGAGGUUGACAAUACAAAGCCUGUAAUUCUGGUUACAAAUGGUGAUGGGAUCGAAUCCCCAGGCCUCACCUAUCUUGUUGAUGCUCUCGUUCGUCAAGGCCUCUACAAUGUUCAUGUCUGCGCUCCUCAAUCAGAUAAAUCAACAGCAGGCCACUCUUUUACUCUGAAGGAAACCAUUGCGGUUACUUCGGCUGAGAUUCAUGGUGCUAUUGCUUAUGAAGUUUCUGGGACUCCCGUAGAUUGUGUGUCAUUAGCCUUGUCUGGGGCACUAUUUUCCUGGUCCAAGCCUAUGCUGGUGAUAAGUGGAAUCAACAAGGGAUCAAGUUGUGGCCAUCAUAUGUUUUACUCAGGUGUUGUAGCUGGUGCAAGGGAGUCAUUGUUCAAUGGUGUCCCAUCUUUAUCGAUAUCACUUGACUGGAAGAAUGAUGAAAGUCAAGAAAGUGAUUUCAAGGAUGCUGUAAGUGUUUGUUUACCGUUGAUAAAUGCAGCCAUUAGAGAUAUAGAGAAGGGAGCUUUUCCCAAAUGUUGCUUGCUGCAUGUGGAAGUUCCAAAAUCUCCUCUGACAAACAAGGGGUUUAAAUUGACCAAGCAAAGUCACUGGAGCCCUAAGCUUUGCUGGCAAGCUACUUCAGCAAACAGGAAUCCAGCUGCCGGACGUUUUCUUCCCAAUCAGGAAAGCCUUGGAAUACAGCUCGCGCAACUAGGACGAGAUGCUUCUGCAGCAGGUGCCGCCCGUCGGUUAGCCACUCAGAAAAAGAAUUUAGAGGAGGUUGAAUCUGUUGGUGUAGCAGGGAAAUCUGAUCCCAACCGGAAAGUCAAGUAUUUCAGAUUGGAGUUACUUGAAAAAAAGCAGGAAGAAGAGGAUGAGGAUUUAGAUUAUAGAGCUCUUGAAAAUGGCUUUAUAGCGGUCACUCCAAUCUCUCUUGUGAUGCAUGUGGAAGCAGAUGUCCGUGCAGCUGCUUCAGAGUGGAUUUCUACUGCAUUAGAAGUUCAACAGUGAAAUUCAUCUAGUCACUUGAUCAGUAACUUUUUUGUACAUUUCUAAAUGAAUUUGUUCCAGUCAUAUAUGCAAAAUCCACCUAAGGGUUAUAUUGGCGACACUGUUUAUUUGCUUUUGUCUAUUGCCUCAUCCUUUUGAAUUUUGUAGUGAAGCUAUUCCAUCAGCUUUUGAUUCAGAAGUGCUAAUUUUUUUGCUUGGUACCACGAGGUUGUGUUGUAGGCUGCUUUAUUGACGAACUGUGGUUAGGUUAUUCUCUUCUACCUUGUAAACAGACACAGCCAGAUGAGAUAUAGUGGAAUGCUUUUUAUUACCUGA